Messenger RNA from Aricia agestis (brown argus), 1660 nucleotides. RefSeq names its product CD82 antigen-like. NCBI's taxonomy places the organism in Eukaryota, Metazoa, Arthropoda, Insecta, Lepidoptera, Lycaenidae. Gene Ontology annotation, cellular component: membrane. The record is from RefSeq and is a predicted model, not a curated record. Bases 1 to 1188 code for a protein of 395 amino acids. The transcript is spliced from 2 exons.
AUGUGUCGUUGCAGAGGCGUGGGGCGCGGCGCGUGGCGGCGGCGCGGGCGCGGGCGGCGCCAUGACGCGGCGCCCGCCACCAUGACGCUGCCGCCGCCCGCGCGCCCCGCGCAUGAUUACCCCGCCGCGCACCGCGCAAUGCGCUACUACCGCAUCUGGAUCUACGCGUGCAACGGGGCUCUGCUGCUAGGGGCGCUGGCGUUCUGUGCCGCCGCCGGUCGCGCCCUCGUCGACUACCGGCGCGCACUCGUGCCCGGCCUCGGCGCCGCCCAGCCCGGCUUCCUCUACGGUUACGCGGCGCUGCCCGCGCAGGCCGGCCUCCUGCAGCUGCUCGGCUGCCUGGCCGCCCUCCGCCUCUCCGAGAAGAUGCUCAACGCCUACUGGCUGGCUCUGCUGGCGCUCCUCGUCGGCGACGCGGCGAUCGGCGUGUACUGGGCGUUCAGGUUCGAGCGGGUGUGCCGCGAGCUGCGGCCGCAGCUGCGCAUCCGCCUGGCCCGCGAGUACGACCUCGACUCGCACUUCUCCGAGGCGUGGGACCGUCUCCAGCGGGAGCAGCGGUGCUGCGGCGUGACGGGGCCGGCGGACUUCGCCGCCUUCAACCGGACGACACUGCCGCCGAGCUGCUGCCGCAUCCCGGCGCAUUCACCCGCCGUCACGCCCACCUCGCUCGCCGCCACCUCCCCGGCGAUGCUGCCCUACACGCCGGUGCACUGCGUCCCGCACACGGCCGCCUGCGCCGAGCGCCUGCUCACCUGGCUCCGCCGCACUGCCGACGCUCUGUUCGUCCUCGGGUACUGCGUCAUAGCGUUUCUCAAGUUGUGCUUCCUUGGUAUCCUCCGGUACGAGAUAAAGGAGAUGAUCCAGAAGAUCAAGAUCCUGAAGAGCGAGCUCGGGGCCGGCGAGCUACUCGAGGGCAGCCCACUCCAUGGCGGGCCGCUGUCGCAGACCGUGGUCGUGAACGCGGUGAACGCCAACGGAGGCGUGCGCGCGCACGGCGGGAGCCCCGAGCGGGCGGGCGAGCGGGACGCGCUGCUGGGGCGGGCGGCGGAGCCCGCGUCCCGGCGGAGCAUCCACGAGGAGACGCUCGGCCCGAAGAACGUGAACGGUAACAACAACUGCGAGAUGCGGGAGCUGGCCCGCGGCGAGUACCGCCCGCUGGCGAUGGACAACGCGGCGACCAGAAUCUGACUAAGAUGUUACUUGGAGCGACUGUUCGGGCGACGCUGGCGCUCGUUCCCGGCGGACGGGUUCGAGGUGGAGCCGCCGCUGGGGCGCGGCGUGCCCGUGUGCGUGCGGCGCUCGGGCGCGCGCGUGCGCCUCGACCACCGCCGCCACACUCGCUCCGAAUUCGAGCUGUAAGCGAACUGCCGCCGCGCCGCCGUCGUCGGUGUCGUCACCGGUCAAUUGUGAGUAACUGGGACUCGGUGGGGGAGUGUAUUCGUAACGUAACGUAGUCUAGCGACGACCGCUUCAGUGAACCGAACGUUAGAUACAUUAUUUAUCAGCACGGUGAUAUUUGAGGACAUAUUACGGCAUUAGAAGAAUCCAAACGAUACCACGAGCUAAGCUUGUGUUUAGUUCCUAUGCUUGGCAUGUAUUCUAGAGAAUAAUUUUACGAGAACUUUCUGACAGAAAAUAAGUGACUAAUAUGUUUUGCAAA